AUGCCCAAGGGUGGCCGCAGAGGCCCCAAGCAGCGGGAGAGGGAGCUGGUGGAUGGCCUCGGAACGCGGCCGGUGCCGCCAGAAGCGGCAGACCAAGAGCCGGAGGAGCCUUCGCAGCGGCCUUGCGCCUGCGAUGUCUGCUGCAAGGAGCGGUCGCCCCGGUGCCACUGCUGCGGGGGCUUGGGCCGGCGCCUGGACCUGAUCGAGGCCAAGGUGCUGUCGCAUUGGCACGACUUCCUGGUCCACAAGUCCGAGGUGCAGCGGAAGUUCGAGGAUGUCUUCAGCCGCCGGCGGCCCAAGGGCACCGCCCAGGUGGCGGACCUCGAGCGACGCCUCACCUGCCUUGAGGACUCUCUGGGCUUUGCAGCCGCCCAGGCGCAGCAGGGCCUCGGCGUGGGGGAGGAGCUGCGGGAGGCGGUGGACCGGCAACAGCGCCAGCUGACGGACCUCGAGGCGCUGCGCCGAGGCGGCGCGGAGGCGCAGCGGCGCCUGGUGGACCUGGAUCAGCGUAGCGAGCGCCUGGGCGCGCGCCUGGCCGAGGAGGUGGCGGAGCUGCGGCAGGAGACGCAGGAGGUGCUGCACCGAGUGACCCAGGAGGCCUUUGCAGAGCUGCGGCAGUCCAUGGAGCGGCGCCUGCAGCAAGGCCGGGAGGACAUCUUGUGGUCCGCCCAGACAGCGGCACAGACUGCCCUCAAGUCUGCGAUCUUCGAGGUGAACUCCUCUGUCGUGGAAGCUGAGGGAAAGGCAGAACGACAAAUCAACAGGCUGCGGAGUGAGCUGGAGACAGCCGAGGCCCAUGCUCAGGAUGCCUGCACCCGGAAUGCCGGCGAGAUUUCGCGUGCCGUGCUGGCAUCGGAGUCCUCGAUGCGGCCGCGGCUGCAGCAAGCCCAUGCAGAGGCCAAGGCGGCGGCAGCCUGCCAGGAAAUUGUCGUGGAGAAGCGGCUGCAGCAGGUGGCUGCGGAGGCGUCCGAGGAGUGCCGAGCCAUGGAGCGGCGCCAGCGCCUGGGCCUGGACGAGGCCAGCGAGGCCCUGGGCGGCGCCGCUCGGCAGAUGGUGGAGCUGGCGCUGGAGAGGCACCGCGCGAGCCAGGCCACGCAGCUGGAGGGCGUGGAGGUGCGCCUGGCGCAGCUGGAGCGCAGGCAGCUCGAGGCGGAGGCUUCCUGGGAGCGGCGCUUGCGGGAGCAAGCGCAGGUCUCCGAGGAGCUGGAGAGGAGGGUUUCGCAGAUUCACCGCGAGGUGGCCGAGCGUGCCGAUGCCAUCGAGAGCCGCAUGACAGCGGAAGUGGUCGGCUGCAAAGACGAGCUCCAAGAGACCCUCGCUGCAGGCCAGGCGCGGGCGGACGGCCUGGCGGCGCGCUUCGGCGAGGCGCAGGCGGCGGCCGCCCAGGCGGUGCGGGACGUGCAGCGGGCGCGGCAGGAGCUGGCAGAUGGCUUGGUCGACUGUCAGGAGCGCGUGGCUGCGGUCUCGAAGUCGCUGGCACCCAUCCAGGACUCCGCAGCCGGUUUCAAGAAGGAGCUCGCCGACGUGGUUCAGGGCCACCAGGUCCUGCAGCAGGACCUCUCCGGUGCACAGGCUAGAAACACAGAGCUGCACACUCUGGCAGACAUGCUGAAGGGCAAGCUGACCGAGGAGUUUUCGCAUGUGCAGUCAACCUUGCGAUCGCUUGGGAGCCGCAUGAACACAGUGGAGACGGCUUGUGCUGCUGCAGACCGGUCUGCGAGCACGGCGAAGGCGGAGGCGGCAGCCCUCCGCAGCUCGGUGGAGGCGGCCUGGGAGAAGACGCAGGUGUUCAAGGAGGAGGUGAGUCGGGAUAUUCAAGCAGCAGGCUUCGCCGCGCAGGUGUCGCCGCGCGCUGAGGAGCAGCGGCUUCGGGAGGAGCUGUGCCGGGAGCAGCGCCAGCUGCGGGCGGAGCUGGUGGAGCAGAUGCAGCGGGUGGCGCUGGCGGAACGCUCCGCCCAGGAAGCCGCGAGGGUCGCAAGGGGGGAGGAGGCCGGCACGCAGCGCCUCGCGGCGCUGUCGCAGCAGGUGGAGAGCCUGCGGGCGCAGGCAGUGCAGGCGGCUUCGGCGGCGCAAGCCGACGGGGGCCGGGAGCUCUUUGCAGAGCUGCGGACGACCAUCGUGCGAGUGGAAGAUCUGCAGGGCCAGGUAAACCGGCUGUUGCGAGAGUCCAAGAAGAGCGCCGAGAAGCUUGAGGCGGCCCUCUCGCGCCUGCAGGACACCGAGCGCGGCAUGGAGCGCCUGGCGCGGGUGGGCCGUGACUGCCCGAGCUCGGAGCUUUGGCGCGAGGUUCGGGAACUGAGGUCUCAGCUGGCUGACCUGCGGCUGCAGACGACUCUGGCGCCCCUGGCGCGCACAGAGCCCCUGGCGCGCACAGAGUUGCCCUCCAGGUACGGCCGAACGGGCGAGGCGAAGCCGGGCCGGAGCCCGGCGAGGCUUUCCUCGGAGUCUACCCACGAGGCGGGGCAGCUGAAGCCGCCCAGCCCAGUGAUUGAUUGGGGCCAUCUAGAUCUGCUCAGCUCAUGCAUGGCGGCAGGCAUGGGGCCCACAGCGCUAGCUGAACUUUACAGCGAGGGCCCCGAGAUGCAGACCUUGGGGGGGGCGAGCAUUGUCAAGUUCUUGCACACCAUGAGGACUGCUGCUGAGCACGAUCUUGACCACUGCGCGGUGUUGUUCGCCCCUUUGAAGGAGGGCUCCGUGGAGCUGGGUUCUUUCCUCCUCCUUUGUGAGGUUCCAGGCGGCCCGAAGUUGUGUGAGCCUUCACUGCCGCCGGGCCCUUGUCUCCAGGACCUCGUGUGCCAGGCAGAGGUGCAGGCGCGUGCGGCCACGGCGGAGUGGCGGAGACGCCUGCGGCCCUUCAAGACCUGGCGCGUCACUGUGCAUCGAAGCGGGGCGACACAGCGCUGGAGGUCGCCUGAAGUUGCUAUGAAGAUUGGCGAUGCCAUUGCAGCAACUGGUAGCAUUGCAUUGUCGCCGACCUGCACCGCGGGGCCGCAGGCCCGCGUCGGCCAAGCAAGAUUUGGGGAGUACCAGCAUAAGCACCAAGUUGAGCUCUCCCAGAUCCGAUGGCCAGCAGUGGGCAAUAUGGCCAUCGUCCGGGAGGCUAUCCCGGUGCCGGGACCCGGGGAGGUUUUGGUACGCGUCACCCACGCGGGCCUGUGCGGGUCAGAUUUGCAUUACUUUCGGCACGGUGGCCUUGGGACCUUCAAGGUGGACCUGCCGAUGUACAUGGGCCAUGAACCAGCGGGGAUCAUAGCGGAUGCCAAUGGCUGUGAGGGAUGGCAGCUGGGCGACCGCGUGGCUGUGGUUCCCAACUGCCCCUGCCUCAGCUCCAGGAUGGCGAUGCAAGGCAAGCAGCACCUUUGCGAGCAGGGCACCUUUAUGGGAGCUGGAGGGGUCAAGGGGUGCUUUGCCGACUUCGUUUGUGUCAGCACGCUCCAAUUGGUCCGGGUGCCUGCGCACGUCCCCUUGGACCUUGCCAUGAUGACAGAGCCCUUGUCGGUUGCUUUGCAUACGUUAAAGCUCGCGCAAGCCUCCAUAUUCAACAUCCUGGAUGGGGACGUGGCCAUUAUGGGUGCGGGCGCCAUUGGCUUGUGCCACCUUCUGCUGCUGAAGCACAUGGGCGCCAGGCAUGUCCAUAUGAUAGAGCCGCUGGAGGAGAGGCGUGAGCUGGCCAAGCGGUUGGGCGCCGCCAGCGCGGUGGGCCACCCCGGCCGCGGCGCGGAGCGCCCGGGGGGGCGGAAGGGCUGCGAGCUGGUGCUGGACUGUGCCGGCACGGAGCAGAGCUUCAAUAUUGCUUUGCAGGUGGCCGGCCUGGCAGCGCAGGUGGUCCUGGUGGGGAUCCCAGAGGUGGACUUCCUGAAGUACAACCCCCAUGUGGCCCGCACCAAGGAGCUGACGCUGCUCAACGCGCGGAGGGCGAACCAGACGCUGGCGCCGUGCCUGGACCUCCUCGCGCGCUCGGAGGCGCUCAGGGAGAAAUGCCUCUGCCUGGUGACCCACCACAUGCCGCUGGCGAACAUUCAGGAGGCUUUCGAGAUGGCCUCCUCCUACACGGGUGGAGCGGUGAAGAUCGCCAUUCUGCCCGAGAACGAGGCACAUAGCUUUAGGAGCGUGGGGCUCAUCGGCGGGACCCCGCACAGCGUCGAAUACCUGCGGCACCUCAAAUCGGAGGGGCUGGAGGUGAAGUUUGUUGCAAUUGCCGGUGGCAACUGGCCGCAAGAGGCUAAAAUCAGGGAGGAGUUGCAGGAGCUGUGCCGUUUGCACGGCAUCCCCUGCUUCGACGUGAAGGAUGUGCCGGCCAAUGUGCAGGACAUGCAGCCAGACUUGCUGAUCGAUGCCGGGUUCAGUGUGGACGGCCCCACAGCUUCCUGCUUGCCGGCAGCACUGCGCUGCACCACGGUGCUGGGACUCGGCCGGCCCUUGGGCUGGGCGCUGCUCGCGGGGGAGGCCCCCGGUUGCGCCAGCUUCAUUGGAGAGGACCGUGUUGUUGACAUCUUCACGGAGGAAAUCGGUUUCCCAUGCGGGGCGCGGAAGGCCUUUGACUUGCUCUCGCGAAGGGCGGCGCAGAGGUUCCCCCAGUGGCUGCGGGCUCUGCGCAGUGGGGACUAUGACAUGUCCAUGCUGAAGGCCUGGCGCUCGGCCACGGCGGGUGCUGGCCAGACGAAGCUGAGCCGCAGUGGUGCGGCUCCGAACAACGGAUGGGUCUCCUGGCGCUGGCGGGGCGGCUUCAUCCACCGCUUCGCCCUGUCCCUAGAGCUCGACCCGCGCGGCGCACGGGCCAGCCGCGCGGACGGCAGUGAGGUCACAUGCAGCGUAGAGCACGUGAGCAGCAUGGAGGAGCUCCUCGCCAGCCCGGAGCGGCUGAAGGUCUUUGCAGGGGCGCGACCCGGCGAGGUUGUUGAGGCCAAAGCGCAGCGAGCCUGGAUUCGAGGUGCGGAUGCCCUGCUGCACUGCCAUGUUUCCGCGGCAUUGAGCGAAGGAGAAGUCCUUGCGUCGAGAACUGACGGGGCGCACGGCAUCGCGCUGGAUUUCCAGGGCGACACCUGGCAGCCCGCGGCUGGUCCAGACACGGGGGAGAGCGCGUGCCCGCGCGUCGAGCAGGCAGCACCAGAGCCAAAGCAGCACAAGGUGCCCAUGUUCCAAUUGGACUUUGAGCCUGCUUUUGUGGAUUCCUUCGCUGCGGGCGCCCGGGAAAUCCUAUGCAGCGGCCGCCCGCUCAGCGAGAGCGUAUAUGCCAGGAAGUUUGAGCAGGCCUUUGCUCAGCUGGUGCAUGCCCCCUUCGCCUUGGCCACGACGUCGGGCACGGUGGCACUGGAUAUCGCCAUGCGCGGCCUGGGAGUUUCGGGCAAGGUGGUGGCCAUUCCCAGCAACACCUUUUUUGCCACCCAAGUGGCUGCGCUCAAUGCGGGCGCGAUCCUGGAGUGGGUGGACAUUGAGCCCGAGUACAUGCAGGUGUGUCCCAAGAGCUUGCAGGGUCUCUUUGACCGGCGCCGGGGGUCAGUGGCAGCCGUAGUGCUCGUGCACAUAGCUGGAAUCAUUUCCCCUCACUUUGGCGCGAUCAGAGACCUGUGCCGUCAACAUGGGGCAGCUUUGGUGGAGGAUGCCGCGCAUGCGCAUCUUGCGCACUGCAGCGAGGGCCAUGCAGGUUCCCUGGGAGAUGUUGCCGCUUUUUCCUUCUUCCCGACGAAGGUGAUGACGGCUGGGGAAGCCGGCAUGAUCACCACGCGUAGUGAAGCGCUUCUCAAGAAGAUGCAGAGCGUCAAGGAAUUUGGAAAGGACGUCACGGGGCCCAAGUCCCGGCUGGUGCAGCUGCGGGCGGACGCCACCAACGGCCGUAUCCCUGAGUUCACAGGCUUGCUGGGCUACCUCGAAUGUGGCCGUGUGAAGGAGAGGGUUGAUCGUCGAAACUUGCUGCUCGCCCGCUUUGUGCAGAAGCUGGACAGGCAGUUCUUCCAUGUGAUCCAGCAACCAGAGGGCCAAGGUGCUGCUUACAAGUGUGUGGCAGUGUUGGAGGGCCGUUUGCGCGGCCGGCGGGAGGAGCUGCGGGCCUACUUGCAGGACCGAGGGAUCAGCUUGACUGGGGAAGUCUACUUCAGGCCCGUACACCGCAUGCCUGCAUAUGCGAGCACCGAAGCUGCGUCCGCACAUCUGCCUGUUACAGAUGAGCUGUGCGAGAACCAUGUUUGCCCGCCAUUGUACCCAGAGCUGAGCUUCGAUGAUGUGGACUACACCUGUGAAGUGAUGAACGCUUUUGCCUCGUCGUGCUCCGAUCAGCCCUCGGCCAAGAGGCACAAGAGUGGCUAG
Messenger RNA from Effrenium voratum, 6303 nucleotides. NCBI's taxonomy places the organism in Eukaryota, Dinophyceae, Suessiales, Symbiodiniaceae. The record is from the annotation of a GenBank genome assembly.